CGCACAGCAGCGCCAGCCGGCGGCCGGGCACACACGGUCCUGCACGCCCGCGCCCUCCGCAGCAUGUUGCGCGCCGCUGCGCUCGCCGCCGCUGGCCUCGGGCCCCGCCUGGGCCGCCGGCUCCUGUCGGCCGCCGCCACCCAGGCGGUGCCGGCCCCCAACCAGCAGCCUGAAGUCUCCUACAACCAGAUCUUCAUCAACAAUGAGUGGCACGAUGCUGUCAGCAAGAAAACAUUCCCCACCAUCAAUCCAUCCACCGGAGAAGUUAUCUGUCAGAUAGCUGAAGGAGACAAGGAAGACGUGGACAGGGCAGUAAAGGCUGCCCGGGCCGCCUUCCAGCUGGGCUCACCCUGGCGCCGCAUGGACGCAUCCGACAGAGGCCGCCUGCUGAACCGCCUGGCUGAUCUGAUUGAGCGGGACCGGACCUACCUAGCAGCCUUGGAGACCCUGGAUAACGGCAAGCCCUAUGUCAUCUCCUACCUGGUGGAUCUGGACAUGGUUCUCAAAUGCUUCCGUUAUUACGCUGGCUGGGCUGAUAAGUACCAUGGGAAAACUAUUCCCAUUGAUGGGGACUUCUUCAGCUAUACCCGCCAUGAACCCGUCGGGGUGUGCGGGCAGAUCAUUCCGUGGAACUUCCCACUCCUGAUGCAAGCCUGGAAACUCGGCCCAGCCCUGGCGACCGGAAAUGUGGUUGUGAUGAAGGUAGCUGAGCAGACUCCACUGACUGCCCUCUAUGUGGCCAACCUGAUUAAAGAGGCCGGCUUUCCCCCUGGCGUGGUCAAUAUUAUUCCUGGAUUUGGCCCCACAGCUGGGGCCGCCAUCACCUCCCAUGAGGAUGUGGACAAAGUGGCCUUCACAGGCUCUACCGAGGUUGGCCGCCUAGUCCAGGUUGCUGCAGGGAGCAGUAACCUCAAGAGAGUGACCCUGGAGCUGGGGGGAAAGAGCCCCAAUAUCAUCAUGUCAGAUGCAGAUAUGAACUGGGCCGUGGAGCAGGCCCACUUCGCCCUGUUCUUCAACCAGGGCCAGUGCUGCUGUGCGGGCUCCCGGACCUUUGUGCAAGAAGAUGUGUACGCCGAGUUUGUGGAGCGGAGCGUUGCCCGGGCCAAGUCUCGUGUGGUUGGGAACCCCUUUGACAGCCAGACUGAGCAGGGGCCGCAGGUGGACGAAACUCAGUUUAAGAAGAUCCUUGGUUAUAUCAAAUCUGGAAAGGAGGAGGGGGCGAAGCUGCUGUGUGGUGGAGGGGUUGCUGCUGACCGUGGCUACUUCAUCCAGCCCACCGUGUUCGGAGAUGUGCAAGACAGCAUGACUAUCGCCAGGGAGGAAAUCUUUGGGCCAGUGAUGCAGAUCCUGAAGUUCAAGACCAUAGAGGAAGUCAUUGGGAGAGCCAACAAUUCCAAAUAUGGGCUGGCUGCAGCUGUCUUCACCAAGGACUUGGACAAGGCCAAUUAUCUGUCCCAAGCCCUCCAGGCUGGCACUGUGUGGGUCAACUGCUAUGAUGUGUUUGGGGCCCAGUCCCCAUUCGGCGGCUACAAGAUGUCCGGGAGUGGCCGGGAGCUGGGAGAGUAUGCGCUGCAGGCAUACACCGAAGUGAAAACCGUCACGGUCAAAGUGCCUCAGAAGAACUCCUGAAGAACUGUGCCAACUCCCGGUGGAGGUCAAGGACAUCAGCAGCAAAACCAAGAAAAAUGACACUUGCACACUAAAAGUCUCAAAAGAGAAAUUCUCUCACAAAAUCUCUUGAUCAAGAAAGUAUCAGAACUUUAAUUGAUAGAUGGGGGGUGGGUGUGAAGGAAAGAGUACCGGGAAAGAUGCCAACAGUACUCCUAGCUUCCAGGCUGAUUUUUCAAAACUAGAUUCAAAUGUCUUAUUCUGUCCAUCUGAUAGAUUUCUGUAACUUGCCUUUAUAGGGGAACAAAAAGCCAUUUUUUACACUUGUACUAACAAGUCAGGGCAACAGCUAGUGCCUUCCUCUGUAUUCUGGACUAAAAUUCAUUAAAAACAAUGCUGCUGGGGGGUGGGAGGAUGGGUUAGCCUGGUGGUGGGUAUUGAGGAGGGCACAUUCUGCAUGUUGCACUGGGUGUUAUGCACAAACAAUGAAUCAUGGAACACUUCAUCUAGAACUAAUGAUGUAAUGUAUGGGGAUUAACAUAAGAAUAAAAAAAAAAAA
Mirounga angustirostris (Northern elephant seal) is the source of this 2167-nucleotide messenger RNA. It is a transcript of the gene ALDH2, whose product is annotated as aldehyde dehydrogenase 2 family member. The record is from RefSeq and is a predicted model, not a curated record. Gene Ontology annotation, molecular function: aldehyde dehydrogenase (NAD+) activity. Bases 64 to 1629 code for a protein of 521 amino acids. Lineage: Eukaryota; Metazoa; Chordata; Mammalia; Carnivora; Phocidae. The transcript is spliced from 13 exons.